Messenger RNA from Vigna angularis (adzuki bean), 1662 nucleotides. Its product is annotated as probable sodium/metabolite cotransporter BASS3, chloroplastic. Gene Ontology annotation, cellular component: membrane. Lineage: Eukaryota; Viridiplantae; Streptophyta; Magnoliopsida; Fabales; Fabaceae. The record is from RefSeq and is a predicted model, not a curated record. The transcript has 5 exons. The coding region runs from base 193 to 1419 and encodes 408 amino acids.
CGAACCCGAUCAAACAAACUCAGCCAAGUAUCAUCUCAUUCUGCACAAUCACACAAUUUUCUUCGUUUCACUUUCAGUUUCACGUAACUUCGCAAUCAUAUCAUAUCUCCCGAACUCUCGCCAUAACCUCAUCUUCUCCCUCCGCUCUUUCUAGCCUCGCCGCCGCACCAUCUCCGCCGGCGCCCGCCACCAAUGGCCACAAUUCCCAUCGCCUGUUCCACAAACCUCCGCCUCUUGCCCUUCCAGCCUUCCUCGCGCUCCGUCACCUCCCUUUCGCAGCGGACCGUUCAGAGAGGUGGCGCUGCGUCGAGCUUCGGGUGCUCCACCUCGCAGUUCCGCCACAGAAUCGAGUUCCGCUUCCUCCGAAGACAACCGGGGAAGUUCCCGCUGCUCUCUCUCGGCACUGACGAGGGAAACGCCGUUGGGGAAGGGAGAAAAAGAGACUUGUCUCAGCUUCUGUCCGCAUUGCUUCCCGUUGUUGUUGCUGCCACUGCCGUUGCCGCUCUCGCUCAACCUUCUACCUUCACUUGGGUAUCUAAAGAGUUAUAUGCACCUGCUCUUGGUGGGAUUAUGUUGUCUAUUGGAAUAAGACUAUCAGUAGAUGAUUUUGCUCUUGCAAUUAAGAGACCUUUGCCACUUACCGUUGGGUUAAUUGCACAAUAUAUGCUUAAGCCUGUUCUUGGGGUCUUCGUUGCGAAGGCUUUUGGUUUGUCUAGGAUGUUUUAUGCAGGUUUUGUCCUCACAGCUUGUGUUUCUGGGGCUCAGCUAUCCAACUAUGCAAACUUUUUAAGCAAAGGGGAUGUAGCCCUGGGCAUUCUUCUCACAAGCUAUACCACAGUUGCAUCAGUUGUUGUUACACCACUGUUAACUGGUCUUCUGAUUGGUUCAGUGAUGCCAGUUGAUGCAGUUGCCAUGUCAAAGUCAAUUUUGCAGGUUGUUCUUGUUCCGGUGACCCUUGGUCUUCUCCUCAAUGCAUAUGCAAAGCCAGUUGUAUCUGUUCUUCAACCUGUGAUGCCAUUUGUUGCUAUGUUUUGUACUUCGCUGUGCAUUGGCGGCCCUCUUGCUUUAAAUAGGAGUCAAAUUUUGUCAGGCGAAGGUCUCCGAUUGGUUUUUCCAGUAUUAACAUUCCAUGUCGUUGCCUUCAUUUUAGGGUAUUGGUUCUCCAAGAUUCCACCGUUGAGGCAAGAAGAACAGGUGAGCAGGACCAUUUCACUGUGCACUGGAAUGCAGAGUUCCACUCUUGCAGGCCUUCUUGCAACCCAAUUUUUGGAUAGUAGUCAGGCAGUUCCUCCUGCAUGUUCUGUCAUUGCCAUGGCUAUAAUUGGUCUCUGUCUUGCCUCUUUUUGGGGAAAUGGCUUUGUAAUUAGAAAUCUAUUACCACUUCCUCCACAAAGAACCAAUUCUGCUCUUAAAGCAUAAUUUUUUGUUUCUGAUGCAUGUCGUUGAGGUUUAUUUAUUUUUAAGCAUCAGUUGGAGGCGGGAAAUUUAAUAAAUCUGAUCAUGUGGUAGCAAUUAGCGAUGGCUAGAAGGGGAAGAUCCAUAGGAAAAAUUCGAGAGUAUAGGUUAGUCACACGAAUCAACAAGAAAGAAGUUUCAUCAGUAACACUGUAACGUUUACCUGAGAAAAAAUUACAUAUUAACGGAGGUAUAUUUGCAGAGAUA